Molecule: messenger RNA, 582 nt
Organism: Vanderwaltozyma polyspora DSM 70294
Lineage: Eukaryota; Fungi; Ascomycota; Saccharomycetes; Saccharomycetales; Saccharomycetaceae
Gene: PAA1
Product: polyamine acetyltransferase
Exons: 1
Coding region: 1-582 (193 amino acids)
Cellular component (GO): cytoplasm
Molecular function (GO): aralkylamine N-acetyltransferase activity
Source: RefSeq, a predicted model, not a curated record
AUGACUUCUACUUUGCCAUUACACAUGUAUAUCAGACCUUUGAUAAUCGAGGAUGCUGAACAAUCGUGUGAAUUGGAAGCCAAGGGUUUCCCAGAGCACGAAAGAGCUUCUUUAGAGAAGAUCAAGUUUCGUUUGACUGCUUGUCCUGAAUUAUGUUCCGGUUUAUUCAUUAGAGAAUUCGAAGGUAAGGAAUUGAAGUCUGAAACUUUAAUUGGUCAUAUCAUGGCCACUAAAAUACCCAAGUCAGCUAAUGGUGUCACUUUGAUCACUUUAGAAAGUAUGGGGGAAGUCCAUUCCGAAUCUAGUGAUACCAUUGGGAUCCAUUCUUUAGUUAUUGAUCCAGAAUUUCAAAAGAAAAACUUGGCCACUUUAUUAUUGACCGAUUACAUUCAAAAAUUGAGCAACCAGGAAAUAGGUAUUAGAAUCUCUAUUAUUGCUCAUGAAGCAUUGGUGCCAUUUUAUGAAAGAGUAGGUUUCCAACAACAAGGUGAAAACAAAGAUGUUCAAAAAGACACUCAAUUCGCAUCCACCAAGUGGAUUGAUAUGGUCAAAGAGCUUGUAAAGGAGGAAUACGACAAUUAA